AUCACUUAGAUCUUGAAUUUCGAGCUCUCGACUCUCACCCACCGCCGACACCUUCCCUGAUAAACAUCACCAAUCGUGUCGACAACGGUCCAACCGCCAAGAUGCUUAUCCCAAAGUCAGACCGCAAGUCGAUACAUGAGUAUCUGUUCCGGGAGGGUGUUAUGGUCGCUGCGAAGGACUAUGAGUCGACCCACGAGACCGGCAUCCGCAAUCUCUUCGUCAUCAAGGCGUGCCAGUCCCUGACCUCGCGUGGCUACGUCAAGACGCAGUUCUCGUGGCAAUACUACUACUACACCCUCACCCCCGAGGGUCUCGACUACCUCCGAGAGUGGCUCCACCUCCCCGCUGAGAUUGUCCCGGCCACCCACAUCAAGCAGCAGCGGUCGCACGCCCCUCCCCGUGGCAUGAUGGGCGAGGACCGUGGCGGCGAGCGGAGAUUCGGCGGCGGCCGUGGCCGUGGCGGUGACCGUGACCGUGGCGACCGGGAGGGUGGUUAUCGCCGCCGUGAUGCCGGCGAGGGCAAGGAGGGUGGUGCGCCGGGCGAGUUUGCUCCUCAGUUGUAAGUGUUUGAUUCCGUUUUGGCUUCUUGUGAGUUUUGCUGACUUGUCCUGCAGCCGUGGUGGUAUGGGCCGUGGCCGUGCUCGGGGUGGUGAUGCUGCUCCCCCUUCUUAGGACUAAGGGCGGGCUUUAUCUCUCUCUCUUAGGUUGUCUGCAAUGGCAUGACGGACGGCAUGGAAUGACAUGUACUCUAGCUACAGAGUGAACGGGUCGACCAGCAAUGCCCCUACUCACCUGGACGUGGGUCGUUUGCGUGGGGAGUUUGGCGGUUAGAGAUCAUUCGGAAAACGUCUGCAUUCAGGGUCAUCAUUUGCGGUCAAUUCGAUUUCUUCUCACCACUCCGUGCGAACCGCCUUGACUUGGGCAGAUGUGACAAUGGUGCAGUUCCAGCCAGUGCGAAGUCUUGAUCCCGGCCUUAUGUGCCAGCCUAGUGUCGAGAGAAUAUAUUGAUCACGUACUAUACCA
This is a messenger RNA of Lasiosphaeria miniovina, 1023 nucleotides long. RefSeq names its product Plectin/S10 domain-containing protein. Gene Ontology annotation, cellular component: cytosolic small ribosomal subunit. The record is from RefSeq and is a predicted model, not a curated record. NCBI's taxonomy places the organism in Eukaryota, Fungi, Ascomycota, Sordariomycetes, Sordariales, Lasiosphaeriaceae. Gene Ontology annotation, molecular function: RNA binding; structural constituent of ribosome. The coding region runs from base 102 to 563 and encodes 153 amino acids. The transcript has 3 exons.